AUGAGCUUUCCAGAAUCAAGUUUGGACACCCAACUCAGGAGCUUUGCCCUGCAGCAGUGGACCUCGGAUCCCUUUGGCUUGUCUCGUAGCAACCGCGGCGGAUGGCACAGUAAGUACUUGCAGGCCCAGGAUGUCGAGAGCCUGCAGAAUCUCUGCGAUCGUGUUCUCAGAGCUACGGAGACUUUUGUGGAGACCGGGACGGCAGUUCGUACAAGGGGUGGCUCCAGAAAGGUGCAUCUUGCAGCGCUUUGGGCCAAUGUCAACAGAGGAGGCGAUGGCAACGUGGCGCACCAACAUGCUGGAGAUGGCACCGGUGGGGAGUCAGUGCCAAAAGUUUCCGGAGUCUACUAUCCAAGCCAGGGCAAGGGAGAUGCCAGUUGCGCUGCUCAGCUGCAGUUUCCCAGCUGCGACCAGGGCUGCGCAAUCGACCCGCAGCCUGGAACGCUGGUUUUGUUUCCCGCGUCGUCGCUGCAUAGUGUGGAGGCAUGCGGGGACCUUGAGCAGCCGGAUGAGGUUGGAUCAGUUCGCGUCUCCUUUGCCUUCAACUUGCUCGUGCGGGAUUUGUCAGAUCUUCAAGCUCAGGCCGCGGCGGGGGACUUGUCCGGCAUAGAGCCGCUUCUGCAGCAAAGGGGCAUCGAUUCGCAGGAUGCGCUCGGCUUCACAGCGUUGCAUCAUGCUGCAGAGAGCGGGCACCUUCCAAUGGUUGAUUUGCUCUUGGCGGAAGGUGCCAGCACCAUGAUCUCGUCAGGAAACGGCUCGCUUCCGCUGCAUCUCGCACUGGCUUCGCAGAAUGUGGCAGUGGCCCACCGACUGCUUGAAGCAGAACCGGCCACGGCUGCUCAGGCAGGUGGGGCCAUGGGCAGCAUGCCGGUCCACAGUGCUGCUGGACAUGGGAACGUGGAUCUUCUUCGCCACCUCCUGCGUCUGCGCGCAGACCUGCACGCGAAGCAGACCGAUGGCAGCACACCCCUCCACUGCGCGGUGCAAAACGGGCACCUGGAGGUGGCCCGUUUCAUCUUGCAAAGGGACGGACCCACACCUCAGAACCCAGUGACGGCCGUGGAUGUGAGGGGACUUCAGCCGGCACAUGAGGCUGCAAGAGGAGGCCUCUUGCCCAUUCUGUCUGAGCUUCUGCUCGCGAGGGCUGAGCCGAACGCCAAAGAUGACGAGGGCCAUUCUCUCCUCUAUUGGGCAGCCUUCGGCGGACAUACGCAUAUCCUAGAAAGGCUGCUUCAAGCCAGAGCCGAGAUUCCAGAAUCGGAAUCACCUCCGGCUGACAGCGGCAAACGAGGGGAGGCUAUGGCCAACUACUUGGCUGCCGCUCUCGUAGGCUCUGGCAACAACCCGCAGCUACAGGUGGACGAGCUGACCUUGAUGCAUGUUGCUGCCACUGCAGGUCAUACGAGUGUCGCCCAGUGGCUGCAAGACCGUGGCAUGUCCCCUGUGACGGUCGCAUCCUCGUCUCGAGUGCAGCCACUCCACUUGGCCGCCAGUGGCGGUCAUGUGACGAUGCUACACUGGUUGCUGCAAGCCCGGGGACAAGUUGACGCCCGUGCGCGGGGUGACCUACGUCCCAUUCACAUGGCAUCCUUGGAUGGGCACCUGCAGGUUUUGAAAGUCCUCCUCUCACUUCGUGCCUCACCAAAUGCUCCAGCGACGGAUGGUAGCUGCCCGUUGCACAUCGCGGCUUCGCGGGGUCAGCGAGAGGCAGUGAGCCUCUUGCUGCAGGCCCGGGCCCUACCGAAAGCCACUGCUCGCAACAAGGAAGCAGCCCUGGACAGGGCGGCCAAGGCCGGCCACGGCUCUGUGGUGACUCUCCUGCGUGAAGCUGGCAUAGACCCGGCGCCUGACGAACUUUGA
Messenger RNA from Symbiodinium natans, 1860 nucleotides. Lineage: Eukaryota; Dinophyceae; Suessiales; Symbiodiniaceae. The record is from the annotation of a GenBank genome assembly.